AUGUAUUUUAUUGCUCAGGCUUGCCUGAGAAGACAGGGGCAGAAUAGAGAACAGACUGAGAAGAAACGAGAGCAACAUGCCAGGCAAGAACAGCGACAGAAAACCCUAUCGUCCAUCUAUGCUACACGCAGUUAUGAAAGACCAUGGGUAUCAGGCAUACCAGUUGCCAGACAGACCUCUGCAGAUGGGGGUUCUGGGUCUGCCAUCAAGUCUUCUGCAAACAGAUCUGACUCAAAAUUUCCUGCUAUAGAAAAAACAUCAAGCAAGCAAAAGCAAAAACCUCCCAUGAGCUCCAGCAAAGUAACUCUAGCUGCCCAGAAGCAGUCAUUAUUAAGGAGGAAGAGAAUGAGCCAGGGAGGAUUGUUGGGAAGCCCAGACACACAGAAUAUGAGAAAAUUGGAAGAAAGAGACAGAGAGCCCUCGUUGCUGCAGGCAAAGGCACAAGUUAUCAGCAAGUCUGAUCUUGGAGUGACAAAUGAAACUACGCUCACGAACAAGAAGAGAUCUCAAGAGAGAAGGAAUUUAAUCCAUUCCUCUAAGCUAAAUCUCGAUCAUAAAGGUCUAGCCAAAGAUAGAAAAAUAGGAAGCAUUCUUCCACAGGCUCAGCAGUCUCCAAUUCUAUCAUAUGCAUCUACCUUACAGGGAGCUCAUGGUUCCUUUGUUUCAAAUGAGUCACAUGGUCCAUCUCUUAUACCCACUAAAAUGUCUCCUUUGAGGUUUAGAGAUGAAAACUUUUAUUCUCUGCGUUGCUUAAACAUGAAAGAUUCCUAUGAAGAAAAUGAUACUAAAGAGGAUAUAUUAGAGAAAGAAUUCCUUUCUUUAAAUCUAAAUCACUCUCCUACUCCUCUAGAACAAAACAGCAAAUUUAGUGGAAUAUCCUUGGCACAAGAUGAACAACGUAACUCUGAAGAAGCUGGAUACGAUAGAAGUAUUUCAUCAAGAAGAGUUGAAUCUUCUAAUGGACCAUUAAGACAACACAAUGUAAUGGACACAGCUGUUGAACAGUCUUCAUUAAGGCCAAGAAACUCUAGUGACUAUGGAAAGUCUUACACUCCAGAUGGGAAUUCUUCUGAAGGUGCUGAUUGCAAUAAAAAUGAAAAUGAAACUCCAUUAUUUAGCUCAAGAAGCUCACGAGCUGAAAGCAGACCAGGCAGCUCACCUAUUGCUGAGACUCUUAAUAACAUUAGCUCUAUAGAUAGGCCUAGUGUCAAUAUUUAUAACAGAGAAUUGCAAGCCUGUGAAAGCAAUCAAAGGCGUUAUACUGAUCUCCUUACUUCUGCAAGGUCAACAGUUCAUAGACCAUUAUUGUAUUCUGCAUAUAAUACGCCAAGAUCAUUAAUACAAUCUGCACCUAGAGCUGAAGUCUCAAAAGAUUUGAGCUUGACAACUGUAUCAUCUCAAGUAUUGGAUUUGGAUGGAAGUUCAAGGUUUAAUGUUCGUAGACCUUUGUCUCCUAUAAGAAGUAGAGAUUGUUUUUCUGCUGCAGAAAGUUAUGAAUCUUCAUCCCCUAUAGUCAGUACACCUGAAGAUAAUAGCCUACUGGAUGAUAGUAUAGAUAAUGGUUUAAAGAGCACAUCUCCAAAUGCUGCCUUACUUGAUGAAGAGAACUUACUAAAUUCACAUAGUUCUUUUUUAUCUAUAGAUUCUUCCAACCCAUCUUUGUUUCAAACAAAUUUCACAGCCCACCUUCACAUGGCUGGCACAUUACAUGAUCAAUUACCACUUGCUUUGCUGGCAGUGUCUGAAUUACAAAAUCAAAGUAGUGCUAUGAGCAGCAUGACAGCAUGUGAUACCACAAGUGCAAAGGAAAUAAACAAACAUGCAGACCCAGAGAAGCUUAAGAAACUGCAGGAAAGUCUACUGGCCGAAGACUCAGAAGAGGAAGGAGACCAAUGCCGAAUAUGUCAGAUUGCUGGGGGCUCUUUAACAAAUCCACUGGUAGAACCAUGUGGGUGCGUAGGAACCCUACAGUUUGUUCAUCAGGAAUGUCUAAAAACAUGGCUGAAAGCUAAGAUAAAAUCAGGUGCUGAACUGGGGGAAGUGAAAACCUGUGAACUGUGUAAGCAGAGCCUGAUAGCUGAUCUGGAUGAUUUUGAUGUGAAUGACUAUUACAGAAAUCACCAACAGUCUUGGGUACAAAGUAAGCUAAUGAAUUCAGGUCUCUACCUUGUGCUGCUCCUUCACCUUUAUGAACAGAGGUUUGCAGAACUCAUGCGACUAAACUACAACCAAGCCAGUAGAGACAGGCUCUCAAGACAGCCUAGAGCAGAGGAAAAUGAAAAUUCAGAGUCGGGGAACAAUGGAUAAGAGUGCUUACCAGAUUGUCCAAUGAGUUUAGAAUUUGGCAAAGAGGCUAUUAUAUUGAAUACCCGUCUCCAUGUGUUUUAUAUUCUUUUUUUUUGGGGGGGGGGGUCUUGUUUUACACCAAAUUAAAACAAGUGUGUACAUGUCACACGGUCCUUUUCAGGGGCUCUAUUACUGUCUUUAGAAGUGGAAACACCAAUUGAUAGUUACUUUAAAAUAACAUGGAACAAAGUAGCUAGUAGUGAAGAAAACAUGCCAUUUCUAUUGAUUAUAUCCUAAAACAGUUCACUAUAACAGAAAACAGAUGACUUGCAGGCACUGCGUGUUUUUGACUGGCCUUCUGUAACUUUUACAACCAGAAGCUACAGAAAUGCAUGCGGUUGCUUUAUUGUGUACUCUGGACCUAUACUACAUUUUCAUUCUGUAAUGCAGAGGUUUCUCCUGAUUAGAGCUUGGGUAUGUACAGUAAAGUUAAACAAUCAUAUAUACAGCUUACCUGGGAAUCUUCUAUAGCAUACUUGUAAAUUUAUUGAUUUACUAAAUGUGAUGACAAACCUAUUAGUGUAUUGUCUCCAGCUUGAGUGGGACAAACUUUCAGUAAAAUAAUUUUAUUUACCGCUUAACAUUAGUGUACACUAAUUUUUAAAGUACAAGAAAUACACAAGUUCUUUUCUUUUUGUGGGGAAGAGAACAGGUGCUGGAACUACGGGUGCUACCACACCCUCUGGCUUGAAGUGGUUUCCAUUAUAUACAGGGUUUACAGUUUGGUUAUAUGGCUCUUAGCAUCCCCACUAUACAAAUUGUUCCAGCACCCAUGGGGAGAAGGAUGAGGGAAGGAAAAACUCACAAUCCUGACUUGAACCAGAGGAAACAAUUGAUGUUGUAAGACAUCAAACCAUUAGUUUUAUCCACAGAAAGCAACUAGAACACUUAUCCAUCCAUUUGGUGUAUUGCUGUGUUGGUAAUAAAUGGCAUUUUGCAGCAUUUCCUGAAUAGUGGAACAUGAGGGGGUGGAGACUGAAUGCUUCGCAGAGUUAGAUGCUGUGUAAUCAGCCCGGAGCCCUCAGGAUUUCACACAACUUUGAACUGAUCGAUACAGAUUUGCUGUAGCUUUCCUUUCAGGCAAUGUUCAGAUCUGUAAAUGACUAAUUUCUCUUCGAUUUACAUGAUGGGUCUCCUCCUGCUCACAGGGUGCAUGUGGCCCCAGGGAGCACCCCACUUCUUUGGGACCCGCAGAGGCUAUUCUGUUGGUCUGGAGUUUACACAAGAAGGAGCAGACAAUUACACUGCCUUCCCCCUACUCUGGCCCCACAGACCUUAGGCAGAAAAGAGAAAAUAUAUGGACUAUAUUAUCUUUUUGAUGAAGCCUCAAUAACUCCUGGCAGGUCCUGUGGGCUGUAGGUGUAGGGGCUGAGGUCCCAGACUAUGCAGCUCCAUUAAAAUUGCAGAGCUGGGAACUGGGGGGUUCAGUUAAGAAGGGCCACAGUUGGAGCAGAGGCCUCUUUCUGGGGAUUGCCUCAGUUUGGGGGUUGGGCCAGAGUUCAUUCCAUGAGGCAAACCUCCAGCCCCAGACAGAACAACAGGAGAAGAAAUCCAGGAGGGAAUCCUCAUCGAGAUUUUCUCCAAAAGAGACCCAUCUCAUGGGUUUUACUGCAGGAGAUGGUCGACGUCUGAAGAAUUUUAUGGCAGUCCCUAAGACACA
Dermochelys coriacea (leatherback sea turtle) is the source of this 4006-nucleotide messenger RNA. It is a transcript of the gene MARCHF10, whose product is annotated as membrane associated ring-CH-type finger 10. Gene Ontology annotation, molecular function: zinc ion binding. The coding region runs from base 1 to 2307 and encodes 768 amino acids. The record is from RefSeq and is a predicted model, not a curated record. NCBI's taxonomy places the organism in Eukaryota, Metazoa, Chordata, Testudines, Dermochelyidae. The transcript has 9 exons.